This is a messenger RNA of Penicillium chermesinum, 1581 nucleotides long. Its product is annotated as cytochrome P450. The record is from RefSeq and is a predicted model, not a curated record. NCBI's taxonomy places the organism in Eukaryota, Fungi, Ascomycota, Eurotiomycetes, Eurotiales, Aspergillaceae. The transcript has 6 exons. Bases 1 to 1581 code for a protein of 526 amino acids. Gene Ontology annotation, molecular function: iron ion binding; monooxygenase activity; oxidoreductase activity, acting on paired donors, with incorporation or reduction of molecular oxygen.
AUGGCGAUGCUAACCGGGCUACUCGAAACCCCUUAUUUCACCCCGGGCGUGUGUAUAGCCCUGCUCGUGAUUCUCAUCUCGAGUGUCUGGGACGACUUAUCGACUGAGGUUCCCCCACAGAGGAGUGCCGCUCGUUGGGAAGAACUGGUGGAAUCUAUCCAACAAGAAGGCAAGGGCGCAAUGGUCCCAGUCUGCACGUACGUUGAUCACGGAGGGGGCCAAUCUGUCUUCCAAGUGAUGACCCCCAGUCACCCAACGAUCAUCCUGCAUCCUAAAUACAUAGAUGAAGUCAAGGCUCACCCGGAUUUGCACUUUCUGGAGGCUAUUAGGAAAAACUUUUUUGCGAACCGCGUUCCAGGGUUUGAAGGCUUCCAUGCCGGAGGAGGAUCUGAAAAGGGCGACAGGAUCCUGGUAGAUGCUGUCCGGGUAAACCUCACCCAAGCACUGGGAUCCCUCACCACGCCACUAAUGAAGGAGACUGCCUUAACUUUAGACGAACACUUUCCUCCCACGAAAGAAUGGACCCCUUACAUCUUCGCCCGGGAGCUCCCUUACGCAGUAGGCCGCAUCUCGACGCUCAUUUUCCUCGGCGAACGAGCUGCCCGCAAUAAAGAAUGGGUCAACGUCGCGGUGAACUACACCAUCGACGCCUUCGACGCCGCCCGCGCCCUGCGCAUGUGGCCGGCGAUCAUGCGGCCCCUCGUGCACCACUUCUUACCCUACAUGAACAAGGUUCGUGCGCAUCUGAAGGUCGGCCGGGCGAUUGUCCAGGAGGAGAUCGAGCGACGCGCCGCCAUUAGAGAAGGCCGGUUACCAGCCGAGGAGACGCCGCACACGCACUCCGACUCGCUGGACUGGUUCACGAAUCUUGCCACGCGGUACGGGGAGCCCUAUGACCUGAUGACCGGGCAAAUGGGGUUGUCGCUUGCGGCGAUUCACACAACGUCGAAUCUGCUGACGAACGUGGUGUACGAUUUGGCGGCGCACCCGGAGUAUUUCCAGCCGCUGCGGGAGGAGAUCAAGGCCGUUUUGGAGGAGGACGGGAAGCUGAAGAAGACGAGUCUGUUGAAGCUGAAGUUGCUGGAUAGUAUUCUGAAGGAGUCGCAACGGAUGCAUCCUGUCAAUUUGACAUCCCUGAUCCGUAUCGCGAGUAAGAAAAUCACCCUCUCGGAUGGCAAUAUCAUUCCCAAGGGCGCCAUCACUGCCAUAUCCGCACAUGUCGUUAACGAAGAUGAAUCUAUCUACCCCAACGCCGCUACCUACGACGGCUACCGCUUCCUCAAGAAAAGACAGCAACCUGGCCACGAGCACCGGCACCAGCUCGUCACGACGACAGCCGAGAGCUUCGGGUUCGGACACGGGGUGCAUGCGUGUCCGGGGCGGUUCUUCGCAUCGAAUGAGUCGAAGAUCGUGCUCCUUCAGCUGCUGCUCAAGUAUGAUUGGAAGUUUCAAGAUGGGGUGACCCGGCCGAAGAACUUGGAGUUUGCUACGGAGUCCGUACCGGAUCCGACGCUGGCGGUGUUGUUCCGGGCGAGAGAGCCGGAGGUGGAUCUUGGCAGGUUUUAUGAUUUGGGGGUUUAG